Molecule: messenger RNA, 2903 nt
Organism: Branchiostoma belcheri (Belcher's lancelet)
Lineage: Eukaryota; Metazoa; Chordata; Leptocardii; Amphioxiformes; Branchiostomatidae
Product: OTU domain-containing protein 5-B-like
Exons: 10
Coding region: 678-2345 (555 amino acids)
Biological process (GO): protein deubiquitination
Molecular function (GO): cysteine-type deubiquitinase activity; K63-linked deubiquitinase activity
Source: RefSeq, a predicted model, not a curated record
UGUAUCACCAUAAAUUACUUUUACGUACCUCCUUUGUGGUAGUUCGGUUUUGUCCAUUCCAUCUCGCAGAUGGGUUUUCCCGCCACUCGCCCCGCAGCCCCUCCGCUGUACACAUUCCACGUUCAUGAUUAUUACUACAACGAUCUUUUCAGUCUGAAGGUCUGUCAAUGUGCCUAUUAUUGCAAUGGUAGAGCCCUUUCUGUAGUAAUUUUGCACUAAAACUAUGACUGCAAUGACUUCAUUUUGGUAAAUUCUUUUGUCUGUAUGAAUUUUAUGCAUUUCUUUCAAGUUCACUUAUAAAGAAGCUAUGUUUUUACAUAUAAUCGGGAUUCAUUGAGCCACUGUAAGGUCAAGUGUGUCUUAAUAGUUCAAUAUAAUUCUAACACGUUACAUGUUACAUUCUUUGAUUCAUUAAAAUCAGAUUUUUAAAGACAGACCGUAAGUUGAUAUGAACCGACAGGUGUCGCUGCUGCACACUCUAUAUUUGGACACCGGUCUGGCGAGCGCUAACACGCAUGCUCAGAUGACGUCAUGUCCAGGAAGGCAGCCAUCUUGGAUCCUGUAAUGUUUUGAUUUGACUUUCGUCUCACUUUUCUGUGGAAUUUUCUCCCAAAAGUCGGCGAGUCGGCGACACCUCCCACCGCUGUUAGAAAGAUCGCGACCUUAGGUCAUCCAGAAUGACCAUCUUGCCGAAGAAAAAGCCCGAGAGCGACGGGCAGGAGUCGACUUCGGGGGAACAUUCGCAUUCCCACCCGCACAGGGUGCCCCACUCCCACGGGCAUCCCACUCACCCCCACCCGCACGGGACCGUCCCCGAGGCCCGGGUGACAGUCCGGCCCCGCUCGUCCCCACCCCGGUGGGGGGCUGGAGGGGCCUCCGCCCGGGAGGAGCGCUUCUCGAGCGACGAGGACGCGCCAGAGUACGGAGCGCACUCGCAUUCUGGACAUGCCAACAAGCGGCGGCAUCGCUGCUCUGGUUCACCCCUUCGCGGCUCCAGAAAAAGGGGGGGUCUGGCGGUAGGGGGGCACUCGGCACACCCCGUGGGGUCCCCCCAGGCCCGCCCCGUGGAGAACCCCGGGGGGGAGGAACAGCCGGACGCUACCCCGGUCUACAACAGCGAGGACGAGUAUGAAAACUCCCAAGACGUGGAUGACAAGACUCUUAUGGAGAUGGAGGCCCGAUUCGAACAUGCUCUGAAAGAAAAGAAGGGAUGGACCAUUCGACAGAUGGGGGUGGACGGGGCCUGUCUGUUUCGUGCAGUUGCUGACCAGGUGUAUGGUGACCAGGAGAUGCAUUCCAUAGUGCGCAACCACUGCAUGGACUACAUGUUGAAAAACUAUGAUUACUUCUCCCAGUACGUGACUGAGGACUUCAUGACAUAUAUCAACCGUAAGCGUAGCGACCAUUGCCAUGGCAACCACCUGGAGAUGGUUGCUAUGUCGGAGAUGUACAAUCGGCCCAUCGAGGUGUAUCAGUACAGUACAGAGCCAUGCAACACAUUCCAUGGCAUGCACGUGACAGAUAAUGAGCCUAUCCGUGUGAGUUACCACAUGAAGCGCCACUACAAUUCCAUAGUCAACCCCUGGAAGGCCACCAUCGGUGUGGGACUGGGACUACCCGCAUUCAAACCUGGGCUUGCGGACAAACAACAGGUAGAUGAUGCUAUCAAGGCCUCAGAGGAGUCAGAACUUCAACAGACGAUGUUGGAGGAUAAGAUGCGUUACACAGACUGGGAGGCCACCAACGAGGCGAUCGAGGAACACGUGGCGCGGGAAUCGUACCUGGACUGGCUCCGGGAACAGGAGAAACGUGCGCGCCAGGCCACCGCUCCACGUAGUGCGAGUGCUACCUGUAGCUCGGCCGAGGCGGCGGCCAGUCGGCCCCGAGGAGGGCGUUCUCCCCGGAACCACAGUUCCAACAACUCGCCGGCGAACACGCCCGAGAGAGCCGAGACCAGCGACCAUCACGGGCCCCCCUCCCCACGCGCCGCGACAUCCGGGGACCCACAUGUACAUACAGCUGUAGAUAGGAUAGGUAGCCCAGUUGUGCAGGGACCCAGUGCAAAAAGCCCCAGCCCCCUGCCGCUGGGCGCAGAGGGGGGUGCUUCUCCUGUAGCUGGCGUCUCUGGAACUCUGGAGGAUAUACCCCCAGCAGCUUACGGCCUCACAGAUUGGGAUGACGACGACCUUCUGGCCAACGUGCUCGCCAUCUCACAACAGGAGUACCUGGACUCGCUCAAAAGAACAGUAGCCGUCAACAAUCCAGAACAACAACAACAACAACACAUGAUGGACACUCAUCCCCCUUUCAGUAUGCAACACUCGGAUGCAAAAGGCACCAGCUAAUGCUGGCUUGAAGACUGAUAUAUUUCCACAAAAUGUUUAUGAUUUUUUUUUCCUUUUGUUUUAUAUAUAACUACUAAUAGAAAACAUGAUGAGGUGGUUAAAUUUUAUAAUGAAUUAUAUGAAAUGGUCAGACAAUGAAGCGUAUUAGUUAUCAAUGUAGAGUUCUGCUAGGUUAAAUAUAGUGAUUCCAUUUUUAUAUUGCCUAUAUGAUGUCAAAGGAAGUUGAAUGGAAUCCUUUUUUAGAAGAAAACUGUGGCAUAUCGCUGCCCCCUUUCUUGCAAAAGGCCAUAGAAUUCAACCCCAAAAGCACAAUGAAUGUGUUAUACUAUGUAAAAUCUACCCAUUUUCUAGUCUUCAUACCUAGAUUAUAAUUGUGAAACAGUUGUUAGUAAUCUAAUCCAAUACACAGAUUCUCCAUCAACCCAGCUAAAGAUGUAACUCGUGCAGUUUUGAUGUAAAUUUUGGCCAUCCAGUGCAGGGCACUUAUCACUGUAAAUUCAAAAAGAGGGAGGGGGUUAGAGAUGGGAUAUAGGCAGGCCAGCUUUUGAAAUUUACAAU